This is a messenger RNA of Dracunculus medinensis (Guinea worm), 996 nucleotides long. Lineage: Eukaryota; Metazoa; Nematoda; Chromadorea; Rhabditida; Dracunculidae. The record is from the annotation of a GenBank genome assembly.
AUGUAUUUGUUUAGAGAAAAAUUUAAGGUGGAACUAAGUGAGAGUCAAAUAAAGGUAUUAUUAAAUGCCGCUUCUCGACAUAAUCAUAAUGAUUUUCUUGAUCUCGCUGAUUUUUCUCUUUUGGUAACAUCGGCAAAAGCACAAAAAGGUAAGGCUAAACGUUUUUUAUAUACGAUAGCGGAUUCGAUAAUUUCGAAGACAGAACGUCCAUUAGUUCAUACCUAUAUUGAUGAAUAUAAUUGUUUGCCUCCACCAAUAUUUAUUUUACUGAUAUCAUUGACUCAGGUGCUUGUUUUUUUAUGGUACAUUAGUGGUAAGCAUGAUGAUCCAAUGAAUUAUUGUGCUGGUUGUUGGAUCAGUGGUAAUGUUGGGCCAUUCUUGUUUGCACCUCCGCUACGGCAUCAAGUUUGGAGAUUUUUCACUUAUCAGUUUCUUCAUCAAGGGUUACUUCAUUUAUUACCGAAUCUCGUUUUCCAGCUUUUAAUCGGCAUUCCACUUGAACUUGUUCAUAAGAGUUGGCGCAUCGCUCCGAUUUAUCUUUUAGCUGUUCUUCUUGGGUCACUGCUUCAAUAUACGUUGGACCCAUCGGUUUAUCUAAUUGGUUGCUCUGCUGGAGUUUAUGCAUUAAUUGCCGCUCAUCUUUCAAAUGUCAUUAUUAAUUGGGCGGAAAUGCCCUAUCGUCAUAUGCGGCUAGCUGUUAUAACAGUGUUCAUCGCUUUUGAUUUGGGUACAACAGUUUAUAGGCGAUUUCAGGAGGAUAAAUGUGAUCGUAUUUCAUAUACAGCUCAUAUUGCCGGAAUAGUAACUGGAUUACUGAUGGGUAUUGUCAUAUUGCAUAAUCUUGAGAUAUUGAAUUGGGAAAGAUUUUUAAUGCUAGCAAGUCUUGUUACAUAUCUUGCUAUAUUUAUAUUUGUUAUAACUAUGGUUGUGUUCGUUGAGCCCUUUUCAAAACCAAUUUGGGAUUCAUCAAAAUGUUUCCUUCAUUCUUAUGAUUAA